This is a messenger RNA of Eimeria mitis, 336 nucleotides long. RefSeq lists its product as uncharacterized. Lineage: Eukaryota; Apicomplexa; Conoidasida; Eucoccidiorida; Eimeriidae. The record is from RefSeq and is a predicted model, not a curated record. The transcript is spliced from 3 exons. Bases 1 to 336 code for a protein of 111 amino acids.
AUGCAGCCGUUUGGGGAUGUUGGCGCUGCAUUCGUGCUGCCAUCGCGAGGCCUAGUUGUUGCCUUAGCACCCCCCGGAUCAGCAGCAGCAGCAGCAGCAGGAGCAGCAGCAGGAGAAGCAGCAGCAGGAGCAGCAGCAGGAGCAGCAUCAGCAGCAGCAGCAGCAGCAGGGUACUUCACCGCCGAUUUGAUUGCUGCUUCGCCUUUGGCUCCCCUUGUCUUCGAGCAGCAGCAGCAGCAGCAGCAGCAGCAGCAGCAGCAAGUGCAGCAGCAGCAGCAGCAGCAGCUGUUGAUGGCUGUCUGCGGGGAGCAGCAGCAGCAGCAGCUGCCGUCAUAG